UUAUUUCUCUCGUGCUGUCUUGCAAGCAUGGAGGUGCACGGUGAGCGCGUAUCCGGUCCUACAGCUUCGUCGUCUUCUGGGGACCGCUCGCAGGUCACGGUGUCCAGGGAGCUGCUGACCGCGGGGAGCGCGGGUUCGGGAGGUAUCUGGGACCAGUUGCUCAUCAGCGCUAAGCCCCAUCCCAGGAAGACCUCUACUGUUCAAACAGUUCGGAUACAGAGGAGCCCUUUGUUAGACCAAGUGCAGGCGUUUCUCCCACAGCUGGCCCAGGCCAAUGAAAAGCUUCGGAAGGAAAUGGCAGUUGCUCCAGCAGAUCGCUUCAAUAUUGAAAACACCGACGGGACAUCCGGGAACAUCAUACAGAUGGAUGUGGCCUUAUUUGAGAUGAAUCGGUCAGCUUCAAAGGAAGAGGACAGCUCAGAAGAGAGCUCCCCUGACAGCUCCACGGACGGCUCAGAGUCUGAAGACGAAGACUGCACCCCCUCCGAAGUCACAGUGGACAACAUAAAGCUUCCGAGUGCAGAAGGUGGCAGAGGCAAGAUUGAAGUGUUAGACAGCCCGGCAAGUAAGAAAAAGAAGCAGUGAGGUAGAGGAAUGGAAGGAGGCAGGAGCCGCACCUGCGACCUGUGGGGGAGGGCGGCUCCCAAGGUGUGGUGCCUUCAGUGUCAAAAAGGAAAAUUCACAAAUUUGGGGGUGUUCUAAAUAGAAAGUGUUCAGACUACAGGGAGGGUGGUGCCCUUGGAAACUGAGAAGGGAAAUAUGGAAGAAAUAACUUGAUUGGCUACGUGCAGACAUUUGCCCAAGUUGGCAUGGUCUGAACUGGGAGGUCUGUGACUCAUUGAAGCUCAUUUAUGCUAAAAUUGGGCUAUUGGUUACAAAAUUCCCACUUCUAAAUUGGAGUUUGGUUGGUUUGUGAACCAAAGGCGGGUUACAGUUUGUUAUAUAGGAACUGGGUACUAGAACCAGUCCAGGAUAAUGACCCCCUGCCAUUUAAGGUGUUCUUAUUUUAUCUUAUUGAAAAAAACCAAAACUGCCUUUUAAAUUUUGUAAUGGGCAGCAUUUGAUUGACAUCCUGUGAGGGUAGACUGACCUUUGCUCUUGCUGUGAAGAGGUUUAAUGUUUACAAAUAUCUGCUAUAUCACUGUGUACAUACAUGUUGGUGUAUGAGUUAAUGUAAACAUUGUCUUCAAACUGUAAUGGCACCACAGCCUAAAAAAUGACUCAGGUUCUGUUA
Molecule: messenger RNA, 1234 nt
Organism: Myodes glareolus (Bank vole)
Lineage: Eukaryota; Metazoa; Chordata; Mammalia; Rodentia; Cricetidae
Source: RefSeq, a predicted model, not a curated record